This is a messenger RNA of Neltuma alba, 783 nucleotides long. Its product is annotated as receptor-like protein 53. The record is from RefSeq and is a predicted model, not a curated record. Lineage: Eukaryota; Viridiplantae; Streptophyta; Magnoliopsida; Fabales; Fabaceae. Gene Ontology annotation, molecular function: protein binding. The transcript has a single exon. Bases 1 to 783 code for a protein of 260 amino acids.
AUGUUUGGUGGUGAGGUACAUUCUUCUUUGCUUGACCUGAAGCAUUUGAAUUAUUUGGAUUUGAGCAGUAAUAAUUUUGGAGGCAUUCAAAUACCUGGUUUUCUUGGCUCAAUGACAAGCUUGACAUAUCUUAACCUAUCUAAUGCUCGAUUUGCUGGAAGCAUUCCUCUUCAGUUUUGGAAUCUUUCCAAUCUGAUCUAUCUUGACCUUGGAGGCAAUUAUUUGGAAGGAAGCAUUCCUCAUCAAAUUGGAAAUCUCUCCAAUUUACAAUAUCUUGAUGUCGGAGUUAAUGAAUUUAAUGGAAGCAUUCCUCGUCAAAUUGGAAAUCUCUCCAAUUUGCAAUAUCUUGAUCUCGGAGUUAAUGAAUUUAAUGGAAGCAUUCCUCGUCAAAUUGGAAAUCUCUCCAAUUUGCAAUAUCUUGAUCUUGGAUAUAAUCAGUUUGGUGGAAGCAUCCCCCAUCAAAUUGGAAACCUCUCAAAUCUAAUCAAUCUUCAUCUCGGAUAUGUUGAAAACCUUCAAUGGGUUUCAGCUCUUUCUUCUCUUCAGCAUCUUGAGCUGAUUGAUUUAAACCUAUCCAACACCUUUGACUGGUUGCAGGAUCUAGAUUCACUUCCUUCCCUGAGAGAGUUGCACUUGUUAGGAUGUGAUUUGAACCAUCAUUUUGAACCAUCAACCUUAAACUUUUCAUCUUUAGCCAUCCUUCAUCUUUCUGAUUCUGAAUUGGGCACUUCAUUGAUUCCAAAUUGGGUAUUUCAACUGAAAAGAUUAGUUCAUCUUCAAUAA